Messenger RNA from Colletotrichum costaricense, 342 nucleotides. RefSeq lists its product as uncharacterized. The transcript is spliced from 3 exons. Bases 1 to 342 code for a protein of 113 amino acids. The record is from RefSeq and is a predicted model, not a curated record. Lineage: Eukaryota; Fungi; Ascomycota; Sordariomycetes; Glomerellales; Glomerellaceae.
AUGAUGACCUACUCAUUACUACACUCCGACUAUCCUACCAUUGUCAGAUACAUUUCAGGCGCCUUUAUCGCACUGGGAUUCUGCUUCUUUGGCCCUAUCCUCCUCCUGAUCGGUGUAGACAUCGCUAUCUACACCUAUAGAAUAUGUUGGAGCCGUCCAUGGAACCAAAACCAAAAUCAGACGUCUUCGCGCGAGCCGAGGCACCUGUCGCAACCGCAAAAGGCACAACCGCCGCCACCACUGGAAGCCUCGGGUGGAACGACGGCCGUCCCUUCGACAAGCGAAUGCGAGGUUAUGAUCAAGGGGCUGUGCUUUGAACGCAAGGUUUUUGCGAGAGACUAG